Taeniopygia guttata (zebra finch) is the source of this 500-nucleotide messenger RNA. RefSeq names its product small nuclear ribonucleoprotein polypeptide E (gene SNRPE). The record is from RefSeq and is a predicted model, not a curated record. NCBI's taxonomy places the organism in Eukaryota, Metazoa, Chordata, Aves, Passeriformes, Estrildidae. Gene Ontology annotation, molecular function: RNA binding. Gene Ontology annotation, cellular component: spliceosomal complex. Gene Ontology annotation, biological process: mRNA splicing, via spliceosome.
CCGCCGCGCUCCCACAGUGCCCCGCGCCCGUCCGCCAUUACCGCCAUUACCGCCCGCUGCCGCCGUCCCCGUCCCCUCACGGCCCCGCGCAGCCAUGGCCUACCGCGGGCAGGGCCAGAAGGUGCAGAAGGUGAUGGUGCAGCCCAUCAACCUGAUCUUCCGCUACCUGCAGAACCGAUCCCGGAUCCAGGUGUGGCUCUACGAGCAGGUGAACAUGAGGAUCGAGGGCUGCAUUAUUGGCUUUGACGAGUACAUGAACCUGGUGCUGGACGAUGCUGAGGAGAUUCACUCCAAAACCAAGGCCAGGAAGCAGCUGGGUCGGAUCAUGCUGAAGGGGGACAACAUCACCCUCCUGCAGAGCGUCUCCAGUUAGGAUCGGGCUGCUCCCGGCCCCACAGCGGGAUUGGGAUCGCUGGGAACCCCCCGAGCUCCCGGGGGAAUCGGGUUUUGUACUUUGGGGAAUAAAACGGGGUUUGUUUUGUUUUUUUUUUUUCACAAAA